GGUUCAAUCCCCCCUACAAAAACAAAACAAACAAAAAAACACCAAGUCUAGCCAAUUUUUAUCGCAUCCACUGCCUUUCCUGGAUUACUACCAGCAGCUACCAUGCAUUCAUACAGUCUGUUCUCAAACCAGCAGCCAGAGUGACUGAGAUUAAAAGACAAAACUAGAUCAUGACCCUUCCCUGCCAUAAAAGGCUUCCCAUGUCAGAGUAAAAGUCCUUUAGAAAGAUUAUUCAACCCUAUAGGAUAGGCCCACAUAACUUCUCUGACCUGUUCUCAUUUGUUCAUUUGACUUCAGCCUUGUAGGUUGGCCUCCUUACUGUUUUUUUGUUUGUUUUGUUUCAGAGCCUUUGGAGCUGCCCUGUCCCCUACCUAGAACUCUUGGCUCACAAACCUGCUUUGAUUCCUACCUGUAAAUAUCACUUAAUGAAGCCUUCCCUAGACAUCCUAUUUAAAAUUACAACACACUCUGUUCUUUCCUGUCUUACAUUUUUUUUUUUCCUGGCAGCACCUAAAAGAUGCCUCCGUAGAUUGUGGUCCUUUGUUUAGGGCUGUAUCUCUAACACCCACAACAAUAUCUAGCACUUAAUAGUCACUCAGUAAAUAUAAAUGAAUCUUACAUUUGGCAGAGAUGACAAGAGCACUUUUGAAGAAACAUGUCCAUACUGUUUCCAGCUGUUGGUUCUGGAUAAUUCUAGAGUGCGUCUCAAACCCAAGGCCAAAUUGACACCCAGAAUACAGAAACUUCUUAAUCGAGAAGCAAGAAAUAAUACGCUCAGUUUUAAAGAAGCAAAAAUAGUCAAAAAGUAUAAAGACUCCAAAAGUGUAUUGUUGAUUACUUGUAAAACAUGCAACAGAACGGUUAAACAUCAUGGUAAAAGUAGAAGCUUUCUGUCCACAUUGAAGAGCAGUCAUACCACUCCUACAAGCAAACUCAGCCCUAAGAGACCAGAGAGACAGUCUCCAAGUUUUGCAAACUUCACUCCUAAUAUGCCUGGCUCCAAAGGCAAGAGCCCAGCAUUGAUUUUCAGAACACCUACAUCUGGACAAUCAACACCCAUUUGCUCCUCAAGGAGUGUGAAAAAAGGAAAGAAACACUUCUCUCAACUAAAAAUGUUGCUUAGUCAGAAUGAAUCCCAAAAAAAUUCAAAGGUAGAUUUCAGAAAUUUCUUAUCCUCUCUAUGAAGUCUUUUGGACUUUGAAAAUAAGAAAUUUUUCUAGUACAAUUUCUAAUUAAUAAUAUGAAAAGUUUUUUUUUAAUUUAUUUAUUCUUUGAAUACAUGGAAAUUAUGCAGACUUUUCUUGGCAUUCUUCAGUGUAAUAGGGAAAACGUCUCAUUAGAGUGAAUAACCAAAACAUCACAGGUGACCAUUGAGGAUCAAAAAAUACAUGAAAGUUCUUGUAAAUAGUAAGGAUAUAUGUGGACAUUGAAUGAUAGUAUUUUUUUCCUCCUUUAGUUUUAACAGUUUUCAUUAUGUCAUUUUCUUUCAAAAUAAAAUUGAGAGCUUAA
Molecule: messenger RNA, 1509 nt
Organism: Marmota flaviventris (yellow-bellied marmot)
Lineage: Eukaryota; Metazoa; Chordata; Mammalia; Rodentia; Sciuridae
Source: RefSeq, a predicted model, not a curated record